Fukomys damarensis (Damara mole-rat) is the source of this 1116-nucleotide messenger RNA. RefSeq lists its product as uncharacterized. The transcript is spliced from 5 exons. Lineage: Eukaryota; Metazoa; Chordata; Mammalia; Rodentia; Bathyergidae. The record is from RefSeq and is a predicted model, not a curated record. Bases 1 to 1095 code for a protein of 364 amino acids.
AUGAGUCCGCCCUGCACGGUGCACCGCCUGCCUCAGGAUGGACUCAAGCAGCCCGGGGAACCCAACUGGCCUCCCUCUACACCCACCACAACUGGUCCUCCUAGCGGGGUCCCUCCCACCCCUGGCUCUGCUCCAUCUCCUCCAUCUUACUCCCAGCCCCCACCCUGCCAGCGGGUGCGCUGUGCUUUUCUUUGCGGCUUCCCGGGUGCUGAGAGUACAGUUGUCUACCAUCACGUCCAGCCACAGCUGACCUUGGAAGCGGAGAUCACAGCGGGCAGACAGGAAGGGAGGGACGGGGCCAACAGUGAUGACCUUGGGACUGUGGAGCUCCUGGGCCAGCGGAGUCCAGCACCGUCUGCAGAGGCCACACAGGUGACCCCGGAGCUCUUUCUGCAGCCCUUGUGCUUUGUGAGCGCGAGAGUGGGCCGGUCGGAGGCAUUAGUGAGGGCUGGUUUCCUGCAGCCCCUCUGCUGCCCUUCCUUGCUUUUUGUUUUGCGGUGCUGGGAGGGAACCAGGGCCUCGCAGGUGCGCUCGCCUUGGAGCCUCGCAGCCUCCUCGGACCUCCUGCCUCCUACCCGCAUCUCGGCAUCCUUCCACCUCCGAAUCCCGGUGUGGGGCCACGCCCCUGCCCGCCUACCGCAGCUCCUGGGCCCCGCCCUCUAUGCAAAUGAGCCCCCGCUGCCCCACCAGCUCUCGAGGGCGUGGCCGCCGCCUGGAAGACACCUGCGGCCACCGGCUCCGGAGCUCAGAGCGGAGGUGGCCGUGGUCCUCGCACGAGUCCCGGGCAGCAAGAUCAUGGCAGGAGACCACCCUACCCGGGCCUGUGUCCCCGUCUGGUCCCUGGCGCACGAUCAGGUCACAGUCCCUGGGCUGUCAGCAUGUGACCCGGUGGCAGCGGUACUUUCACGGGCAUGGUCUGGAGCUGCAGAGGUUGUGACCCAGGUCCGUGCUGCCCCCGGCCACAGACCGGAGCCAGAAAUAGCUGAGUCCUCUGCCUGGCCUGGCUGGAAAGCUUCACUUGGAAGGUCAUGGUCUGUGGACCCUUGGCAUUUGGGGAAGAAAACGCAAGUAUUCUGUGGUGGCGCACGCCUGUAAUCCCAGCGCUCGGGAGGCUGA